AAACCAUCUUUAUUUCUCAUCCCAUUUUGUUUUUCUAUUGAUUUCAAUUAAAUAAAAACAUUUAAAUUUUCUACAUUAAAAUCGUAAAAUAUAAUAUAAAACAAUUUUACUAAAAUGGCUAAAAUGGCUUUUCAACACAAGGCUGGUACAGCAAUGGAAUGUUUAAGCAUUCCUAUAACACUGCACAAGGAGAAAGAUGUUGAUGAAGAAGGUCGAGAAGUACUGAAGUGUGGAUUUAAGAUUGGUGGAGGAAUUGAUCAAGAUUAUAAAAAAUCGCCUCAGGGUUAUACUGACUACGGUAUAUAUGUCACUGAAGUACACGAAGACAGUCCAGCAGCCAGAUCUGGUUUAAGAAUUCAUGAUAAAAUAUUGCAAUGCAAUGGUUACGAUUUUACAAUGGUAACCCAUAAAAAAGCAGUAAGUUACAUACGAAAAAAUCCCGUACUAAACUUGCUUGUUGCUAGAAAAGGUGUAACGUCUACAUAAAAUAAUACUGAUUUUUCUUAUACGUCAAUUCGACAUAUAAUCUUUAAAAUUAAAUUCCUAUAUAAUUGAAAAAAAAACAAAAGUAUAAACUCGUCAGUAUCAUAAUAUUAAGAUAGUAAUAAUAGUAAGACAGCUUAUUUUACGUAAAUUGUAGAAGAACUUUACUAUUAUAGUUUAUUUUGAUCCUUGAAUUUUCUUUUUUUUUCUUUUUUUUUUAGAGGUUUGGUUGUUAUGUUGGGGUUUAGUAAAAAUUUGUAUAAUAUUCAUUCAAUUUUAAGUAACGGUUAUGCAUAUUUCUGUAAAUAUUAGAACAAUAUUUAUUAAAUAAAAUAUCAAUAUUUUUAAUAUAUUAUUUACAAAAUUUUGUAUUGAAUUUGAAAGUUGGAAAAAAGAAACUACAAUUUACGUUUUAUUACUUAAAAAUCCCUUAAAAUAUGCGAUACUCAUUGUAUAAAGUUAAAAGUUAGCCGCUUUAAAUGUAAGUUUAAAAAUUUAUGAACAUUAUACAUAAUAUGAAAUAAGAAAAAGAAAAGAUUAACAAUUAACACAUAUUUAUAAUAAAUACAUAUUUAAGUUGCGAAGAGUAUGCUUUUUAUAGACGUAAUAAUUGUAAAAAGUAGAAAUGAACAACUGCCAAAAAAGCAUUUUUUAUAAAAGUUUACAUCUUUAUAUCAAAACAGUUAUAUUAAAAUUUAUUAAGAUGAAAUGAAAAUUUUUUAAAAUUUUAUUAAAAUAUAAAUAGCAUGCAUUUGUAAUAGCAAUA
Condylostylus longicornis is the source of this 1249-nucleotide messenger RNA. RefSeq names its product tax1-binding protein 3 homolog. The record is from RefSeq and is a predicted model, not a curated record. Gene Ontology annotation, biological process: neurotransmitter receptor transport postsynaptic membrane to endosome; neurotransmitter receptor transport, endosome to postsynaptic membrane. The coding region runs from base 115 to 486 and encodes 123 amino acids. Gene Ontology annotation, molecular function: protein binding. The transcript is spliced from 4 exons. Gene Ontology annotation, cellular component: adherens junction; postsynaptic membrane; postsynaptic density. Lineage: Eukaryota; Metazoa; Arthropoda; Insecta; Diptera; Dolichopodidae.